This is a messenger RNA of Erpetoichthys calabaricus (reedfish), 828 nucleotides long. RefSeq lists its product as uncharacterized. The coding region runs from base 7 to 693 and encodes 228 amino acids. The record is from RefSeq and is a predicted model, not a curated record. Lineage: Eukaryota; Metazoa; Chordata; Cladistia; Polypteriformes; Polypteridae. The transcript has 2 exons.
AAGACCAUGGAGCAGCUGCUGCUUCACCACCUGAGGCCACAGGUCUGCUACGCCCUCGACCCUCUGCAGUUCGCAUAUCAGGAGAAGGUGGGAGCGGAGGAUGCCAUCGUCUACAUGCUACACCAAUCCCUCUCCCACUUGGACAGAGGCAGUGAUGCUAUAAGAAUUAUGUUUCUGGACUUCUCUAGCACCUUCAACACCAUCCAACCUCUGCUCCUUAGGGACAAGCUGACAGAGAUGGGAGUAGAUUCAUAUCUGGUGGCAUGGAUCGUGGACUAUCUUACAGACAGACCUCAGUAUGUGCAUCUCGGGAACUGCAGGUCUGACAUUGUGGUCAGCAACACAGGAGCGCCGCAGGGGACUGUACUUUCUCCGGUCCUGUUCAGCCUAUAUACAUCAGACUUCCAAUACAACUCGGAGGCCUGCCACGUGCAAAAGUUCGCUGAUGACACUGCUAUCGUGGGCUGCAUCAGGAGUGGGCAGGAGGAAGAGUAUAGGAACCUAAUCAAUGACUUUGUUAAAUGGUGCGACUCAAACCACCUACACCUGAACACCAGCAAAACCAAAGAGCUGGUGGUGGAUUUUAGGAGGCCCAGGCCCCUCAUGGACCCCGUGAUCAUCAGAGGUGAGUGUGUGCAGAGGGUGCAAACCUAUAAAUACCUGGGAGUGCAGCUGGAUGAUAAAUUGGACUGAACUGCCAAUACUGAUGCUCUGUGCAAGAGAGGAUAGAGCCGACUAUUCUUCCUUAGAAGGCUGGCGUCCUUCAACAUCUGCAAUAAGAUGCUGCAGAUGUUCUAUCAGACGGUUGUGGCGAGCACCUUCUUCUAC